CGAGUCAUUGUCUUUUGUCUCUCUUACAUUCUUUUCUGUAUAUAUGUCCAUCUGUCCUGGUGCGCCGUGCAAUGGUCACGCGCCGGGAUUCGAGCAAUGUCAAUGGCGAUGACCUCUGCAGCGGGAUGCCACAUGAGGAGAAGCCUUCGGCAGUAACGCGGAUUGGCGAAAAGACAUGCGAGAGCAAUAACCCAACUUCGCUGCCGGUGGAAGCGUCCGCCGAGACGGCGGAUGGGAGCGACUAUGUCUACCCGGAAGGAGGCCGUGAAGCCUGGCUCACCGUCUUCGGCGCGUGGUGCGCCAUGGUCGGCGGCCUGGGCCUGCUGAAUACCAUCGGGCCCCUACAGACCUACGUUUCUCGACACCAGCUUCGCGACUACCCGCAGAGUACCGUGGCUUGGAUCUUCAGCAUCUACCCCUUCGUCCUCUUCUUCUGUUCCAUCCAGAUCGGCCCGCUCUUCGAUGCGUACGGGCCCAAGUGGUUGACGUUCGCCGGGAGCGUUUGUGUUUUCGUCGCUCUGAUGCUGCUGGGAUCAUGCACGCAAUACUGGCACUUUGUCCUCGACUUCAGCAUCCUCUGUGGUAUCGGCGGCUCUCUACUGCUAACGCCGGGCAUCGCGGCGGUCGGUCACUUCUUCAACCGCAGACGAGGCUGGGCAACGGGCAUCGCCAUGACCGGUCCAUGCACCGGCGGCGUCAUCUUCCCCUUGAUCUUCCGAGCCACAUAUCCGAAAUGGGGAUUCUUCUGGGCGACGAAGAUCUUGGGGUUUGUGAUGUUGAUUCUGUUCAUCUUCGCGACCAUCUUCCUGCGCAGUCGAUAUCCCCGACAGAAAGUCACCAUCCGAAACAUCUUACCCGACUUGCGCAUCUUCCUCGAUGGCACUGGUUGCCUCGCAUUGUGCACCGCUGGCAUCUUCUUUAUGGAGCUCUCGAUCUUCGUACCUUAUGCCUACUUGACUUCUUUUGGCAUAUCGCAGGGCAUCUCCCAGAGCUUCAGCUACGACGUCAUCGCCAUCCUCAACGCGGCCAGCAUCCCGGGGCGCUUUAUUCCUGGUCUCCUGGCGGACAAGUGGGGGAGGUACAACACGAUGAUCGCCACCUUGCUCCUAUGUGUGAUCGUGAAUCUGUGCGUCUGGCUCCCCGGGUCCACCAUCGCCAACCUGUCCGCGGCCUCGACAGUCGCCCUCGUUGUCGUCUUUGCCGUCUUGUUUGGCUUCGCAUCGGGGAGCAAUCUGGGAUUGGUCGGGCCGUGUGUGGGCCAGCUGUGCGAGACGAAAGACUACGGCCGCUACUUCGCGACCAGCUACACCCUCGUCAGUUUCGCGACGCUCGUGGGCAUUCCCAUCGCAGGGAAUCUGAUUGAAACGACGAAGGGAAUGUACUGGGGGCUUAUCGUUUUCACCAGUCUUGGAUACGCAGCGAGUGCGGUGUGCUUCACGAUUGUCCGCUGGAUCAAGGUUGGACGAGGCGUGAAGGCCUUUUUUUGAUUGGUUGUACCUGCAUGAAUAGAUCCGAUCAGAAAUAUGUCAAGCCCUAUCGAAAGCAUCCUUCACGUUUUGUUCCUGUCCGAAGGGGGAGUCCUCGCACGCCGAACUUCGAAGAAAUGCUAAGGCAGUCAACAUGUACAGAUAGGUAAGGUGCUUUUGUGCUUGGCUUCCCGCAGAGGUCGCGAUCGAUUCACGUCUUCGUGAGCGUCGUGCGCAGAUCCACAAUGUUGGAGUAAUUUAUGGAUCUCCGAGCGCAACGACAGCCGUCAGCUUCCGAAGGAUGAAUAGACUUUUGCAGAAAGCGACACGACAGA
Neohortaea acidophila is the source of this 1801-nucleotide messenger RNA. Its product is annotated as monocarboxylate transporter. Gene Ontology annotation, biological process: transmembrane transport. The record is from RefSeq and is a predicted model, not a curated record. Gene Ontology annotation, molecular function: transmembrane transporter activity. Gene Ontology annotation, cellular component: fungal-type vacuole membrane. Bases 72 to 1487 code for a protein of 471 amino acids. Lineage: Eukaryota; Fungi; Ascomycota; Dothideomycetes; Mycosphaerellales; Teratosphaeriaceae. The transcript has a single exon.